GUAGGCAAUAACGAGUUGCUCGAGUAUAUAUGGGACAGUGGUAGCCAUCAACCGGCACACUCUCAGUCGCUCCGACCCGGGAACCAGGGCAUCAGCGGAGAUAGCAGGCUUUACUUCUUAGGCUAACUCGCUUUGGGCUUUGGUUCAGGAUGGAAACCUCUACGAUUUCUCGUAGCCGACGAUGCUCCAUCGUGCGCACCUACAAAAGCGGUCUCUCCCUCUGGCUGGUGGUGUGGCUGGUCCUCGGCAAGCCAAGUCCGGCGUCGGCGUGCCCGCAUCACUGCGUGUGCUACCCGACUCCCAUGACCGUGAGCUGCCAGGCGCAGAACUUCACCGCCGUCCCGGUCGGAGUGCCCUAUGAGUCCCAGCGCGUGUUCCUCCAGAACAACCGGAUCACGGAGCUCAGAGUUGGCUCUUUUGGCUUCGGCACUCAAGUUCUGUGGCUGUUCUCCAACAACAUCACGUGGAUUGAGGCUGGGGCCUUCAGUGAGCUGAGGGACUUGGAGGAGUUGGACCUCGGGGACAACCCCAACCUCCACAGGCUGGAGGGGGGAGCCUUCCGCGGCCUAGAGAAGCUCCAGAGCCUCCACAUGCACCGCUGCAAGCUCACUGCCCUGCCCCAUGACAUCUUCCACAAGCUGUACAGCCUGCAGUUCCUCUAUUUGCAGGAGAAUAAUCUUCACUUCCUGCAGGACGACAUCUUCUCUGACCUCAUCAACCUGAGCCAGCUUUUCCUGCAUGGCAACCGUAUCCGCACCCUCUCAGAGAACGUGUUCCGCGGCCUGGUCAACCUCGACCGCCUCCUCCUCCACGACAACCGCAUCAGGCAGGUGAAUCGCCGCGCCUUCCGCGACCUCGGCCGUCUCACCAUGCUCUUCCUCUUCAACAACACCCUGGCAGAGCUGCCCAGCCAGACCCUGAGAGACACGCAGGGCAUCGAGUUCCUCCGCCUCAACGCCAACCCCUGGUCCUGCGGCUGCGAGGCCCGCGCCCUGUGGGAGUGGUUCCGCGAGGCCCGCGUCUCCUCAUCCGAGGUCAUCUGCGCCUCCCCUUCGACCCGCCGCGGCCAGGACCUCCGCUUCCUCAGGGAGAUGGACUUCGCACUCUGCCCCCUGCCCGACCCCGGCUCCAUCGCUGGCUCCACCACCACCACCUUCAGCACCAAAACCCGCUGGUGGUUCCACAAGAACAAGCCCCAGUCAUCCACAAAAGGCGUCUUUGAGAAAGCUUCCGAGACUGUCAAGGCUGGUUUGUACGGGAAAGGCCCAUCCACGACCACCUCAGUAGUCAAGUACGAGCUGGGAGAGGAAGAGCUGGCGCUGCCCAAACUCGACCCAGAAGAGUACUGGGCGAACUACGGCAACGAAGACUCGAGUGUCACCCUGCGAUGCUUCGAGCUUGAAUGUCCGCCUGAGUUCGACACGCCUUCAUCCGCCUCUUCCCCCUCAUCGUCCUCGCCCUCCUGCCUCUUACUAGCAGCCCUCUCUGUAUUCAGCCUCAGCCUCCACCUUCUUUCCGGCUGAAUCUGACUCUUAGCAACACUCCCCUUUCCCUUCCAGCCUGUUUUAAAGGCUGCGAAGACCCCUGUUAGACUCUUGAUACCCUCUUUGCCCGCUUUGCUGUAAGCCAAUCCUCAAGGCACAGCGAGGGAGAUAGGGGGACGGUUAGAUUCUGAAUCUACCACCUACAGGGCUUAACACUUUUCAGGGCUGCUAAGAGUUCUUUAGCUAAGGUCACAUUUAUCUAUAAUACUCUGCGGGUGAGGCUUUCUGCGUCUCGCCUGUAUGAUGUCAUGAUUCCCUGCAAUCAGGGCUACGAGGGCUGAGUCCAACAAUAACAUCAGCGGGAUUUGAUAGCAGUUGUGAAUGAUGUUGUCAGUUUUUGUCACCUCAACUUAGUUAAAACUACUAGUGCUAUUAUAGUGCAUCCAAUUAACUGGCUGCUACAAUGCUACAAUUACUGUUAGAAUCCGUGCACAGUAAUGACAAUACUGUAACCACUUAAAGUGUUAUGUAAAUAGGUCUGUAUUUUUGUGAGUGUUCUAACUGAUAUCUGUGGUCCGGCACUUUCACCUUCAUCUAGAUCCAGGUACUACUUUGCAGGCGAGGGCUUCGUAGCCAGGCUGAGACAGUUUACUGUGAGAGAGGAGAGAGGAAAACUUACUGUGAAGCCGGGAGGGGAGGGGAAAGACAGAGAAGGGAACACAAGGAUGUCAACCCAGAAAGAAGGGUGACAAGUAAAAUAACAGGGAAAGGAAAGGAGUGGGGUUUUAAAGAUGCGGGAUUAGAAAGAGGAAAACACAAAAGCAAAGGAGGAAGGAAGGAGGGAGGGAGGAAGGACGGAGGGAGAGAGGAAGGAGAGAGGGAGGGAGGAAGGAGGGAGGGAGGAUAGGGAUGGUGUUUGAGCAGCAAUAAGAGCAGAACAGGGAGAAGACGGCGAGACACUACAGUAUGCGAGACAGGGCUGGCAGUAGAAGCAGCAACACGCAGGAGAAGAGUAAUAAAUCCACUCAUCAGUAGUUGUUCCAUCAUCAUCCCUCAUUCUCUGUAAAUACAGUGUCGCCUGCGACAACCACAGGGAAAGAAUUCUUCCUGUCAGGAAGCCAGAGAUUUUGGGGUUUUUGGAUGUCUUUCUGUGACAUAUUGAUAUAAUGUGUGAAGAUUGUUGACUUGGAUGCAAAAUGAAGAUCUUGAUAUAAAAGAUACACCGAAUA
Molecule: messenger RNA, 2713 nt
Organism: Acanthopagrus latus (yellowfin seabream)
Lineage: Eukaryota; Metazoa; Chordata; Actinopteri; Spariformes; Sparidae
Gene: rtn4rl2a
Product: reticulon 4 receptor-like 2 a
Exons: 4
Coding region: 150-1523 (457 amino acids)
Cellular component (GO): plasma membrane
Molecular function (GO): protein binding
Source: RefSeq, a predicted model, not a curated record